UCAUUGUUUAAUUUACAGCUGUCCACGGCCCAAUCCUGAACAUCUGCAUUUGAAUUGAAGUGUGUUCACGAACAGCUGGAGGCGACUAAAAUGACUGACAAGGUGUUUCCAGCGUUCUCAGUGUUCUGGACUCUCCUGCUCCCCCUGCUGGUUGGGAGUACUCCUAUUUCUCAAGACCUGUUUCCGACUGACUGCUCUGAUGUCUACGCUAACGGACAAACACUCAGUGGCGUGUACACCAUCUACCCUACAGCAGACACACCUGUACAGGUGUACUGUGACAUGGGAUGUGGGGAAAGCCAAACAGAAGAUGGGAAGUGGACGGUGUUUCAGAGAAGAAUGGACGGCACUGUGAAUUUCUACAGACCAUGGGGACUCUACAAGAAAGGGUUUGGGAACAAGUAUGGAGAAUACUGGCUAGGAUUGGAGAAUCUCUACCAGCUCACACAUAAGAGGAAAUACGAGCUGAAAGUGGACCUGCAGGACUUUGAGGGAGUGUCAGUUUACGCUCGAUACACUUCUUUCUCUGUGGAACCUGAAGCUGAUGGCUACAAACUCAGUGUUAGCAGCUUCAUCAAUGGAGGUGCAGGUGAUUCCAUGGCGACAAACAAUGGACAGAAUUUCUCCACUUUGAUAAAGACCAGGACUCGUAUCCUGAGAACUGUGCUAAAUGCUUCCUCGGAGGUUUUUGGUACAGUACCUGUCACAGUUCUAAUCCUAACGGGAUAUACCUGUGGGGAAAGGACGGCACUCAUUACGCCAUCAGUUACUCUUACUUGUGUUUAAGGUACAAUAAUAACC
Pangasianodon hypophthalmus (striped catfish) is the source of this 801-nucleotide messenger RNA. Its product is annotated as microfibril-associated glycoprotein 4-like. Bases 91 to 786 code for a protein of 231 amino acids. Lineage: Eukaryota; Metazoa; Chordata; Actinopteri; Siluriformes; Pangasiidae. Gene Ontology annotation, biological process: elastic fiber assembly. The transcript has 5 exons. The record is from RefSeq and is a predicted model, not a curated record.